GAAACAUGGCAGGCUUGGAAAGUGUCAAAUUUUUUAACAAUUAUAAUACAACCAACAGACGUUAUACACGACAAGUCUACAGUUGCAUUCAUUGACAUAUUGUAAUUACACCUCUCUCAGCAAUGAGUAUCAGCCUCAAGACACACACACACACACACACACACAGACUGUAUUUCCCGGCUUUCAAACACACACACAGAAAGAGAGAGAUAAUUAAUUAGGUGAUGUUUAUUAAUUAGGUACAUGUAUUUUUUCUUCGAGAGGGAAAAUCCCGUUCAGGAAAUUUGCAAUCUGUUUUACUGUACUUUCGGUUUCAAUUCAUGCAUUCUAGCCUACACACCGAAUCGCAAUGGCGUUACUACUUGAAGAACUUCUUACAGAUAUAGAAAAUUGUCUCACAUGUUCAGUAUGCUUUGACAUUUUCACUGAUCCAGUGACUUUAACUUGUGGCCACAGUUAUUGUAUGAAAUGUUUAGAGGAUUGUCUACGUGGAAAAGCGAAGACGAAGAAGGAUUGUCCCGAUUGCAGAGGAAAAAUUCGACCAGGUUUUAAACUGCAUAAAAAUGUUACACUUUGUAACAUCGUGGAUGUUCAUUACGACCAUAAACGUUUUGCAUCCACUGAAGAAUUUACAAAAGGACACGAAAUGGAAGCAGACUUCAAAGAGGAUAAAGCUGAAGAAUGUGUGGCUUCACACUCACAACAGACUGAUAUCAACAGACCAUCUGAGCUUGGAAGUACUGUUCAACAGCAACAGAUGGAGGCCCCUGUUGUUAUAAAUGACACAAGCUCAGAAGUGACAGAUGACAGGUGUCCUGAUGUCCCAGCCUCCCAUGAUGGUCGGGUUCAGGACUUGCCCAUCUCCCCUCCCUCAAAUGACAGAUACAGGGCUGAAGGCUUCGCCCCUCCACCCCAUCCCCUGCCUGGGGCCAGCUUCUCCUGGCUCACCUUCAACCCAGCCCAGGGCCACAGGUGCCUGAACUUCCUACCCAAAGAGCACAAAGUGGUGACCAAGAGGACGUCCUCUGCAUGCCACGACGGCCGCUUUGACAUCAGCCAGUGGAUGGCGGAGCAGGAGUUCAGUGAAGGCUGCCACUAUUGGGACGUGGAUACGUCGGCGAGCGUGGGCUGGGCUGUCGGGGUUUCCUACCCCAACAUUGGCCGCAGAGAUAAGCUGGGUCGCACAGCUAACUCCUGGUGCCUGGAGUGGAGCAGGGACAAGCUGUGCUACUGGCACGAUAACAUAGGGGAGUUUAUCAAACAUGGCUGUCCCAGUAUCGUUAGACUGGCUCUGGAUGUGACGAAUGGGACCUUGUCGUUUUAUAGCCUGUCUAACAGUCAGACUCUGCUGCAUUGUGUGGAGGAGGGAUUCACAGAGCCAGUGAGGCCAGUCUUCUGGCUGUUUGGGCUGGAGCUAAACAAUGCUCUGACCUUUCCUCCUUGGGUGUCAUAAGGUGAUGUGAGGAUGGGGACAACAUAAAGAGUUGUCUGUUUAUCAAUGAGAAAAUAAAAUAUUUAGUAAUGAAUAUAUUUAGCACAAUAUUCCUAUUAGAGGUCAAAAUAAAAUGACAAUCACCUAUA
Messenger RNA from Salvelinus sp. IW2-2015, 1581 nucleotides. Its product is annotated as E3 ubiquitin-protein ligase RNF135. Gene Ontology annotation, molecular function: protein binding. Lineage: Eukaryota; Metazoa; Chordata; Actinopteri; Salmoniformes; Salmonidae. The record is from RefSeq and is a predicted model, not a curated record.